Messenger RNA from Cavenderia fasciculata, 966 nucleotides. It is a transcript of the gene wacA, whose product is annotated as aquaporin-like protein. Gene Ontology annotation, biological process: transmembrane transport. The record is from RefSeq and is a predicted model, not a curated record. Bases 1 to 966 code for a protein of 321 amino acids. Gene Ontology annotation, cellular component: plasma membrane. The transcript is spliced from 5 exons. Lineage: Eukaryota; Evosea; Eumycetozoa; Acytosteliales; Cavenderiaceae. Gene Ontology annotation, molecular function: water channel activity.
AUGUAUCCAUAUGUUGUAGUCUCAAGAUCUAUUCAAGUUUUAAUGGAGAAGAGACAAGACGAGACUUUUAAAUAUUUGUUUUCGAACAUUAAUAAUAAUAAUACAAUUCAACAAACACACAAUGUAGAAUGUGUUUUCGAAACACAAUACAACAGCACUGGUAGUGGUGGUUAUGAAAGCAAACUGAUUAUUAGAGUACAUGAAUCGAAAAAGAGACAACUUUUACGUCAAUGUCUUGCCGAGUUUGUCGGUCUCAUGUUCUUUACAUUUAUGGUUGGUGGUUCCGUCAUCACUGCCAACUUUUACUUUUCCGAUCCAGUCAUUAAAAUCGUCCUCAUUGCCCUCAUUCAAGCCAUGACUCUUGCCGCCAUCAUCUGGUUCACCAGUGGUGUAUCUGGUUGUCAGUUGAACCCCGCCGUCACAGUCUCUCUUGUAUUUACUGGUCGUAUGGGUAUUUUGAAUGGUAUUUUAUUCAUCAUUAUGCAAUGUUGUGGUGCUCUCGCCGGUAGUGCUUUAAUUAAAGCUGCUGUUCCAGGUCAUUAUGAAGGAAAUUUAGGAGCAACAACAUUAGCACCAACUAUUCCAUUUGCAAGAGGAUUCUUUUUAGAAAUGAUGGGAACUUGUUUGUUAUGUUUGGUAGUACUUGGUAUGUCAGUCUACAAUGAAUGGGAUCCAAAGUUGGGUAGAUAUGCUCCACUUGGUAUUGGAUGCGCUGUCUAUGCUGGUGUUGCCAUGUUGAACCCAUACACUGGUGGAUCACUCAACCCAGCCCGUUCAUUCGGUCCAGCUGUACUCUCAGACACAUGGCACUACCAUUACCUCUAUUGGUUUGGACCAAUUGCAGGUGGUAUCGUUGCUGCUCUCCUUUGGAGAUUUAUCCUAUCUGAAAAGGUUGCUCUUGUCGAUCGUCCAUACGCCGAUUAUGCCAAUACCCCAGCCAAUGCUGGUGGUCAUGCUGGUAAAUAA